UCUCCCCCAUUCUCUCCUUCGUUCCUUAACGUUGCCGACAAUAUCAAGGACGGAGUACGACUAAUACCUUGCUACUCUUUCUAUCAUGUCGGCCAAGAGGGAUCUGUCUGGCUACAACUAUGCCUCCAUCUCUUCUCUCGUUCUCACCGCCGACCGCUCCGUCUUGCCGCGUCGAGACAAGGAACCCGAUGGUGCCCCCACGUCUCUAGUCGGCCGUAUUGAUCCCAGGGAGAUGGGGUCGCGUGUCCAGCGCGAAGCUCCCAAGGACCUCGACAAGAAGAAGAAAAAGGCAGCCGACAGACAGGAGGCCGCGGAAAGGCCGCAGAAGCGGAGAGCAGCGGACGUGACUGGCUUCGGGUACACCGACAUCAUCGAGGCGACCGAAGACGUCGAAGGGCUCUCGUACCGCCCACGGACGGCGGAGACGCGCGAGGUUUACGAGCUCAUCCUCGCGAACGUCCACCAAGCACUCGGUGACCAAGCGCAGGAUGUCGUUCGAAGUGCCGCAGACAUGGUGCUGGAGACGCUGAAGAACGAAAACGUGAAGGACUUCGACAAGAAGAAGGAGGUCGAGGACGUCCUUGGUCCAAUCUCGAACGAGUCGUUUUCGCAGCUAAUCAACCUGUCGAAGAAGAUCACUGACUACGGCGUUGAGGAUGAGCAGACGGCGGACCCCGACCUCGAGAGAAAGGAGGCAGAGAUUGAUGAUGAGAUGGGUGUCGCGGUGGUUUUCGACGAGGAGGAAGAGGAAGAAGAAGAAGAAGAGGGCUUCGAGGUACGAGAUGAAAGCGACGAGGAGGAGGACGAGGCAGAGGAGGGAGCGGAGCGGCCGCCGGAGUCACUAGAGGGAGACGACGAGCUGGUCAUCGGCGGAUCCUCAGCAGGUCAUCAAGGGAAGGCACAUGUCGACAAGGAUAUCGUCUCUCCGCACGCGAUCGACGGCUUCUGGGUGCAGCGGCAGAUAUCUGAAGUGUACCCCGACCCUGUCACGGCCGCCGACAAGGCGUCUUCGGUGCUCUCGAUACUCGGUUCGGAGUCGAGCGUCCGCGACUGCGAAAACGAGUUGAUGGACCUGUUCGAAUACCAGCACUUCCCCCUGAUUCGGAAGUUUGUCAAGAACCGGGACGUCAUCGUGUGGUGCACGAAGCUGAUGCGUAGCGAUGCAGACGAGCGUGUCAACAUCGAGGUGGCGAUGCGGGAGAAGGGAGUAGGCUGGAUUCUGCGCGAGCUGGCCGGAGAUAGGAAGGCGAAGGCGGGCUCGGACGCGAUGGACGUCGACUCGAAGCCCAAGGUCGAGGCGGUUUCCAAGAAGGCGACGCUUGCUCCUGGUUCGACGGUACAGCCCAAGGCUACUGUGGACCUGGAGAGCAUGGCAUUCAGCCAGGGUGGUCACCUGAUGUCGAACAAGAAGUGCAAGCUCCCGGAAGGGUCGUUCAAGCGGGCGAAGAAGGGCUACGAGGAGAUCCAUGUGCCUGCACCGAAGUCGAAGCCGGUGCAAGAUUCGGAGCUUGUUCAGAUCCAGGACCUGCCGGAAUGGGCGCGCGAGGGAUUCAAGGGAUAUCGGAGCCUGAACCGGAUUCAGAGCAAGCUCUACCCCAUCGCGUUCGGGACGGAUGAGCCACUGCUGCUUUGUGCUCCUACCGGUGCUGGAAAGACGAAUGUCGCUCUGCUGACGAUUCUGAACGAACUCGGGAAGUACCGCGAUAUCGACUCGGGUACGUUGGACUUGGACGCGUUCAAGGUGGUAUACAUCGCGCCGAUGAAGGCGCUCGUGCAGGAGAUGGUCGGCAACUUUAGCUCGCGUCUGGCGGUGUAUGGGAUCAAGGUCGGCGAACUCACUGGCGACUCGCAAAUGACGAAGCAGCAGAUCUCGGAGACGCAGAUCAUCGUGACGACCCCGGAGAAGUGGGAUGUGAUCACGCGCAAGAGUACGGACACGAGUUAUACGAACCUCGUACGUCUCAUCAUCAUCGACGAGAUUCACUUGUUGCAUGAUGAACGUGGUCCAGUGCUCGAGUCAGUGAUCGCACGGACAAUCCGGCGGAUGGAGCAGACGGGCGAGUACGUGCGGCUGGUUGGUCUGUCAGCUACGCUUCCCAACUACCAGGACGUGGCAACGUUCUUGCGCGUCGACCAGUCGAAGGGCCUGUUUUAUUUCGACGCGUCGUACCGGCCUUGCGCGCUCCAGCAGCAGUUCAUCGGGGUGACGGAGAAGAAGGCUAUCAAGCGGUACCAGGUGAUGAACGAGGUUUGCUACGAGAAGGUGCUCGACCAAGCCGGGAAGAAUCAGACGCUCGUGUUCGUCCACUCGCGGAAAGAGACGGCGAAGACGGCGAAGUUCAUCCGCGACAUGGCGAUCGAGAAGGAGACGAUCACGCAGUUCGUCAAGCCUGAGGGCGCCACGCGCGAAAUUCUUCUGGAAGAGGCGAACAACGUCAAGGACCCGAACCUCAAGGACCUCCUCCAGUUCGGCUUUGGGAUCCACCACGCCGGCAUGUCCCGCGAGGAUCGCGGUCUGGUCGAGGAGUUGUUCGCGGACGGCCACCUUCAGGUGCUCGUUUGUACCGCGACGCUCGCGUGGGGCGUCAACCUUCCUGCACAUACCGUGAUCAUCAAGGGCACGCAGAUCUACAACCCGGAGAAGGGCCGCUGGGUCGAGCUUUCGUCUCAGGACGUGCUGCAGAUGCUCGGUCGAGCGGGUCGUCCGCAGUACGACACUUACGGAGAGGGCAUCAUCAUAACGAACCACUCCGAGCUUCAGUACUACCUCAGCCUGUUGAACCAGCAGCUGCCGAUCGAAUCGCAGUUCGUCGGGAAGUUGACGGACAACCUGAAUGCUGAGAUUGUGCUUGGUACCAUCCGGAACCGCGACGAGGCCGUCCAGUGGUUGGGUUACACAUACCUCUACGUCCGUAUGCUCAAGGAUCCAGUUCUGUACAGCGUCGGCGUCGACUACCUAGAAGGUGAUCCGACGCUUGUGCAAAAGAGGGCGGAUAUAGUUCAUACUGCUGCAGCGCUCCUGGAGAAGUGCUACCUUAUCAAGUAUGAGCGUUCCACUGGCCGCUUCCAGAGCACGGAGUUGGGUCGCAUUGCGUCCCACUACUACGUCACCUACAGCUCUAUGGCCACGUACAAUCAGCACCUCCGGUCGACCAUGUCGCAGCUCGAGCUCUUCCGCGUAUUUGCCCUCUCGAACGAGUUCAAGCUCAUCCCAGUCCGUCAAGAUGAGAAGCUCGAACUCGGCAAACUGCUCGAACGCGUCCCUAUUCCCGUGAAGGAGUCUGUAGAGGAGCCGGCAGCGAAGAUUAACGUGCUACUUCAAGCAUAUAUAUCACAACUGAAGCUCGAAGGGUUCGCUCUGGUUGCGGACAUGGUCUACGUGCAGCAGUCUGCUGGACGAAUCAUGCGCGCUAUCUUUGAGAUUUGCCUCAAGCGUGGCUGGGCUGUUCCCGCGAAGGCAGCGCUCGACAUGUGCAAGAUGGUGGAGCGCAGGAUGUGGGGUUCUAUGACGCCGCUGCGUCAGUUCAAGGGCGUCCCGAACGAGAUUAUUCGGAAGGCUGAGGGCAAGCAAUUCCCUUGGUACCGCUACUUCGACCUCAACCCACCAGAGAUUGGCGAGCUUAUCGGCAUUCCGAACGCUGGCCGGUUGGUCCACAGACUUGUACACAGCUUCCCUAAGCUCCAGCUGUCGGCCCAAGUCCAGCCCAUUACUCGUACACUCUUGCGCAUAGACUUGACUAUAAUUCCUGACUUCCGUUGGGACGAAAAGGUUCACGGCGCAGCCGAGUCGUUCUGGAUUUUGGUUAAGGAUGUUGAUGGCGAGAUCAUCCUCUUCCAUGAUACGUUCAUUCUUCGUCAACGAUACGCUGAAGACGAGCACUACGUUACCCUCACCGUUCCCAUGUUCGAGCCGGUUCCCCCCAACUACUACAUCUCAAUCGUCUCAGACCGCUGGCUGCAAGCUGAGACCCGCCUCCCCAUCUCCUUCAAGCACCUCAUCCUCCCCGAGAAGUUCCCGGCUCCGACUCCUCUUCUCGACCUCCAGCCCCUCCCCCUCUCCGCGUUGCACAACAAGGAAUUCGAGAACAUCUAUUCCUCGACGAUCCAGACAUUCAACAAGAUCCAGACCCAGGUCUUCCAGGCGCUUUACACAACAGACGACAACGUCUUCAUCGGUGCCCCCACUGGCAGUGGCAAGACGAUCUGUGCUGAGUUUGCCCUUCUCCGUCUCUGGAGCAAGCGCGAGCAGCAACGAGCUGUCUGCAUCGAACCUUAUCAGGAGAUGGUGGAUAUGCGUGUCGAGGAGUGGCGCAAGAGGUUCGGUAACCUGCAGGGCGGCAAGGAGAUCGUUGCUUUGACAGGCGAAACGAGCGCAGACCUGCGUCUGCUCGAAAAGGGCGAUCUGAUUGUCUGCACGCCGACUCAAUGGGACGUACUCUCAAGGAGAUGGCGUCAACGCAAGAACGUGCAGACGAUCGGCCUCCUCAUCGCGGACGAAGUGCAGCUUGUGGGUGGCGAGGUCGGCCCGACGUACGAGGUUGUCAUCUCGCGUACCCGGUAUGUCUCUGCGCAGACGGAGUUGAAGACUCGUAUCAUCGCGUGCGGCGUCUCCCUCGCCAAUGCUCGCGAUCUCGGCGAGUGGAUGGGUGCGCCAUCACAUGCAAUCUUCAACUUCCCUCCUAGUGCUCGUCCCCUCGAUAUGGACAUCCACAUCCAGAGCUUCCAGAUUCCCCAUUUCCCCUCGCUCAUGAUCGCUAUGUCGAAGCCUGCCUACCUGGCUAUCAACGAGUACUCACCACACAAGCCCGUCAUCAUCUUUGUCCCUUCGCGUCGCCAAUGUCGUCUCACCGCCGACGACAUCAUCACGCACUGCAACGCUGAUGAGGAUUCAAAGCGUUUCCUACAUGUUGAAGAGGAAGACUUAGCGCCACACCUAGAGCAUGUCACCGACGCAGGCCUCAAAGAGACCUUGCAGCACGGUGUCGGCUACUACCAUGAAGCCCUCAACAAGCAGGACAAGCGCAUCGUCGAGCGAUUGUUCCAGCACGGUGCCAUCCAGGUCCUCAUCGCUUCGAAAGACACUGCGUGGAGCUUGCCUGUGUCCAGCUACAUGGUCAUCAUCAUGGGCGUGCAAUUCUACGAGGGCAAGGAACACCGUUACGUCGACUACCCCGUCAUGGAUGUUUUGCAGAUGAUGGGUCGCGCGUGUCGUCCGCUUGAGGACGAGAAGAGUCGCGCUGUUCUCAUGUGUCAGCAGACAAGGAAGGACUUCUACAAGAAGUUCCUUGCUGAGGGUCUCCCCAUUGAGUCGCAUCUGCCGACCCACAUGCUCCAUGACUACUUUUUGGCCGAGAUCGCUGUCAAGACGGUCGAGAACAAGCAGGAUGCUAUGGAUAUCUUGACAUGGACGUACUUCUACCGACGGAUGACGCGGAACCCGAAUUACUACAAUCUGCACAACGUCAGCCACCAGCACCUCUCCGACCAUCUGUCAGAGCUGGUCGAAAACACGCUCAACGAUCUUGUCAACUCGAAGUGCAUCUCUAUUGAGGACGAGAUGGACGUAUCGCCAUUGAAUCUCGGUAUGAUUGCCGCGUACUAUAACAUCUCUUACGUGACGGUCGAGGUGUAUACACUAUCGUUGAAGGAGCGCACCAAGCUCAAGGGUUUGUUGGAGGUUGUAUCGUCAUCGGCGGAGUUCGAGUCGAUCCCCAUCCGUCGACACGAAGACGUCCUUCUGCGCCGAAUCUACGACCGCGUCCCCGUCAAGCUCGAGAAGGCAGAUUUCGAGGCACCGCACUUCAAAACCUUCCUUCUCCUUCAGGCGCACUUCUCCCGUCUCACUCUUCCUCCCGAUCUCGCAGCCGACCAGGUGCUCGUCCUAGAAAAGGUUCUCAACCUUCUCUCCGCGUGUGUCGACGUCAUGUCGUCGAACGCGUGGCUCAACGCUCUCGGUGCAAUGGACCUAUCGCAGAUGUGUGUACAGGCGUGCUGGGAGACGGACUCGCCUCUGAAACAGAUCCCGCAUUUUGAGCCGGACGUCAUCAAGCGUUGCAAGGAUGCCGGCGUCGAGACAGUGUACGACAUCAUGGAGUUGGAAGAUGACAAGCGGAACGAGCUACUACAGAUGGACGCUCGCCAGAUGCGCGACGUCGCGACGUUUGUUAACUCUUAUCCCACUCUCGACGUCACCUUCGAGCUUGCGAAGGGCGACUACACUGCCGGCGCUCCUAUCCAGAUACAAGUCUCGCUGUCCAAGGAUGCAGACGAAGAUAUGGACACCCCUGGUGAAGACGACGAGGCCGUUGUCGCACCCUUCUACCCCAAGAAGAAGCUUACCAACUGGUGGGUCGUCGUUGGCGAGCCGAAGACCAAGCAGCUGCUUGCAAUUAAGAAGGUUACCGUACAUCGGGGCCUCAACGUCCGCCUCGAGUUCUCGCUACCGCAGGGGCAGCAUGCGCUCAAGCUAUAUGUUAUCUGCGACUCUUACAUGGGCGCCGAUCACGAUAUCGACAUUGAUCCUGUUGAUGUGGCCGAGGGCGAAGAAAGUGAUAGCGAAGAGGAGAGCGACGAGGACGCGAUGGAGGAGUAGGAUAUGUGCUAUCUCGUGCGUGAUCAAUAUUGUAUUGUAUCAUAGUCUCUUGUCAUGUUUGUACUUGCUAUGAAGUAUACGUUCAGCUUUCGUAGAGAAUCAGAACGAUGGAUUUCUUGUUGCAUGAACUCA
This is a messenger RNA of Dichomitus squalens LYAD-421 SS1, 6724 nucleotides long. RefSeq names its product Sec63-domain-containing protein. The coding region runs from base 86 to 6592 and encodes 2168 amino acids. The transcript has 13 exons. NCBI's taxonomy places the organism in Eukaryota, Fungi, Basidiomycota, Agaricomycetes, Polyporales, Polyporaceae. Gene Ontology annotation, cellular component: nucleus. Gene Ontology annotation, molecular function: nucleic acid binding; ATP hydrolysis activity; ATP binding. The record is from RefSeq and is a predicted model, not a curated record.